AUAAAAAAAGGUUCAAAACCCCUUGUGACUUGGAUAAAUCUUUAUAGAAACAUUAAAAAAAAACCUUAACACCACUUAUCUAACCUUUGCUUCUCUGCUCCUUGUUUGCUGCAGUUGUGGAAAAGAUUUGUGUAAAGAAAGACCUCGAGAUGAAAUCUAUCACAGUGAAGGCAUAUCCAUACUACGAGUCACUGGGAACCGCCUUGUACAGCAAAGAACGCCCAACAUGGAAGAUGCCCGAGCCCUUCACAGAGCCUGUUCUCCACAUUAUCUGGAAAUUCCUUGUGGAGAAGAAACUAUCAGAACACAUCAAUGAUCAGAUGCGUCCACACUUCUGCAGAGUGGAUUUGAAUGACCCUGAAGUGAAACUCAGCCCUGUGCCAGAGUUUUUGAGGCAGCAAGGUCUGACUGCAGAACAUGUAGAAAACUGGAUGAGUAAGGUCCAAGAUGCCUUCCGUUGCCUGAUGUCUCAGUACAUGGCAUUCGAAUGUCAAGCAAAUACACCGGGAUGGAGAGCUGCAGAGAAAGAUGUCCGUUCAGUUGUGAAGGAAGAUGCCAUCCUGGUGCUGGAUGCAUCCAAAGGGGUUCUGACUGUUGCUGGCCGAGCUGAUGAUAUGAAACGAAUCAGGGCUCCUGUGGAGAAGAUUCUUCUGAAAGCCAUGAGUCACAUUGAACGGCAGACAAAGAGCAUCUCUGAGGAAAUGAUUUUGCCCCCUGCAUGGUUCUACAUCCUGAAGCUGGAGGGGCUCCAGAAAGCUGCUCUGGACAUUUCUCCUGAGAUGAAACUCUCUUAUGAUGAAGGCACCCAGAAGUUAACCAUUACAGGACUCAGUGCAGAGGUCUUCGAGACUAAGUCAUGGAUCUUGGAGAGGAAUGUGAAUAUGAGUAAGAAACAACAGAAUGUCCCCCCAUGUCUUCUAGACUUUCUCAGAACAUUGGAUCCCAUGGACUUGUCCCAGGAUCUGUUCACAUCUCAAGGCAUCAGUGCAGUCUACACCAUCGACAACAAAGGGCUUCUCCUGUUGGGGAGUUCUGACAGAAUCCUUGCUGAUGCGGAAAGUAAGAUGAAGGCUGCUUUGGCUCAUCAGAUUGUAAAUGUGGAAGAUCCGGAAGUUCUAAAACUCCCUACCUGGAUGGACCUGAAACAAAACCUGCUGGAUACCUACAACUUAUCGAAGAAAAAAACUGUGGCCAUUCAGAUGCACCCAGAGAGAAAAAUAACAGUGGCUGGUUUUGUGAAUCCAGUGAUAGAGGUCAGCCAGAGUCUGAGGGUAUUUGUUGAGAACUACUCACGAGUUCAAGAAACCAUUCGUGUCCAAUCCUGUGCUGCUGUUCAGUUUAUUGAAAAGAAAAGAACAGAGGAAUGGUCCAGUAUUGCCAAAGAUAAUAAUGUUUCAGUAAGUUUUCAUGUAGAGAGGCCAAGAAUCAGCUUUGCUGGAGCUCGUCUUCAUGUCCAGAAAGCCAAAUCCUGCUUUAUGGAACUGGCCAGUGCUCUCUUCACUGACACCUUAACUGUGGACAAGCCCGGAGCAAAGAAAUAUUUCCAAACCCAAGGAAGCAUUUUCCUGCCUACAAUAAUGAAUGAGUUAAGAUGUGUUAUUCUCCUUCGUCCAGAGAUUGAAGAGGAAGAAGAAGAGGAAGUAGAGAAUUAUGGAGGAGAAACUACCCUGUGCAGAGUGCAGACCAACAGUGGAGUACUGAUUUCUGUCAGUAAGGUGGACAUCUGCAGCUUUGGUGUGGACGCUGUGGUCAAUGCAGCUAAUGAGGACUUAGACCACAUUGGUGGCCUGGCUUUGGCACUGCUAAGGGCUGCAGGACCACAGCUGCAGAGAGAAAGCAGCGACUACGUCGCUAAAAAUGGACGUCUACGUCCUGGUGACGCCAUCAUAACAGAUGCAUAUAACCUGCCUUGCAAACAUGUUGUCCAUGCAGUUGGUCCACGAUUCUCUGACUUUGACAGGAAGACAUCAGUGUCACGCCUGAAGACUGCAGUUAGAGAAAGUCUGAGACAAGCAGAGAUGGCCAACUGCUCCAGCGUUGCACUGCCAGCGAUCAGCUCGGGCAUCUUUGGUUUCCCUGUUGACCUCUGUGCUGAGACCAUAGCCCAGGCAGUUCGGGAGCACUGUGACAGCCCACAAGGUCUGAGAUCAUUAACUGAGAUUCACCUGGUGGACAACAAUGAUAGCACCGUCAGAGUCAUGGCUACAGCUGUGAGCAAGGAGUUCUCAGACCUCAGACCUACAAUGACCAUCCCACAGCAAGCAGGCGGGAAACGAACAGGAGCUUCAGGUGGAUAUCACCGAGGUCGAGGCAAACGAGGUCAGAGCCAGUCACAUGGUGCCAGUUGGUCU
Pundamilia nyererei is the source of this 2351-nucleotide messenger RNA. RefSeq names its product poly [ADP-ribose] polymerase 14-like. Lineage: Eukaryota; Metazoa; Chordata; Actinopteri; Cichliformes; Cichlidae. The transcript has 2 exons. Gene Ontology annotation, molecular function: transcription corepressor activity; ubiquitin-like protein ligase binding; NAD+ poly-ADP-ribosyltransferase activity. The annotation marks the transcript as partial. Gene Ontology annotation, cellular component: nucleus; cytoplasm. The record is from RefSeq and is a predicted model, not a curated record. Gene Ontology annotation, biological process: negative regulation of gene expression; positive regulation of type II interferon-mediated signaling pathway; protein poly-ADP-ribosylation.